AUGCCCCGUCCCCGCCGCCAAAACGCUCCACCUGUGGCCCUGAUAGCUACUCUUGGAGCUGCCGCUGUUGCAGCAGCAGCUGCUGCAUAUUUCUACUUUUCAUCUGCUCCGUCUUCGAAAGAGUCGCUGCAGCUUCCACACAAACAGAUCUCCGAGCCCAAGAAAAAAACUAGCACCCAGCAAGUGGCCAUCAUAUUGUCCAAGGACUUAAUUGAAAACGGUGACGUUCCGUUUGCAGAUCUGCUAGCAAAGUUCCCUAACCUUGUUUUCAUUUACUUCCCCGCAGACUUUUCUGAAGAAGGAGAAGAAGAAGAAGAAAAUGAAGAUUUACCCCGCGACAUUGAACAGCUACAACUUCCGGAUCCCAUUGCAGAAGUUAUCGACAUUGCCAAAGAUUCAUACAAGUUUCUUCCGUGCGGAACAGCAACUGGUGCUACUCACAUUGUUAAACACUUGCGUCCACAGGUCUUGGUGGUCCCACGCAGCCAUAACGACCGCGAAGAUCGACAAGUCAAGGAACAAGACGUUACUCGGUUUGUGGGAUCUGUGCAAGAGAUUGAAGACGAUGCAGCUGAUUUCUUUGCAUCGAUGCUUGUUUGA
Magnusiomyces paraingens is the source of this 600-nucleotide messenger RNA. RefSeq lists its product as uncharacterized. The transcript is spliced from 2 exons. NCBI's taxonomy places the organism in Eukaryota, Fungi, Ascomycota, Dipodascomycetes, Dipodascales, Dipodascaceae. The coding region runs from base 1 to 600 and encodes 199 amino acids. The record is from RefSeq and is a predicted model, not a curated record.